Dioscorea cayenensis subsp. rotundata (Guinea yam) is the source of this 1239-nucleotide messenger RNA. RefSeq names its product receptor-like protein 15. The record is from RefSeq and is a predicted model, not a curated record. Gene Ontology annotation, molecular function: protein binding. The transcript has a single exon. The coding region runs from base 1 to 1239 and encodes 412 amino acids. NCBI's taxonomy places the organism in Eukaryota, Viridiplantae, Streptophyta, Magnoliopsida, Dioscoreales, Dioscoreaceae.
AUGGUUAAUCUUCUAAUCAUAGAUAUCAGUGAAAAUCAAUUGUCUGGCACGUCCUUGCAUACCCUUGGGGCCUUUCAUGUUGGAGGAAAUAGUUUAGAAGGAAGUAUACCAUCUGAAUUUUGUGGUCUUCAAAUGCUUUAUUCCUUGGAUCUCUCUCACAAUAAUUUAUCCGGUUUAUUUCCAUCUUGCUUCAACUUGACUAGCUUGUUGUAUUUGAAUGUAAAGGAUAAUAACCUCACAGGCCCCAUUCCAAGUGCUUUAUCUGGCAACAGUUUGGAAAUACUAGACAUGGGAAACAACCAUUUUGUUGGUGAUAUACCUAAUUGGAUAGGCACCUUCAAAAAUGUAAUGAUAUUCUCUUUGAAAGGAAACCAUUUUAAAGGACCAAUCCCAAAACAAAUAUGCUACUUAAAAAAUCUUCGCAUAUUAGACUUUUCACAAAACAAUUUAUCAGGAGAUGUUCCUGCAUGCAUUCAUAAUAUGGGCCGUGAUUUGGCAUCUUACGUCACCUUGCGAGAUAUUCAAUCUUCCAACUCUGGGCUGAUUAUUCCCAAUAUUGUGAAUCACAUCUCUGAUAUGCCUUAUGAUGAGCAAAUAUACUCCUUUCCUAUUCAAUAUAUCGAUUUUGCAACAAAAGAGAGAUCAUAUAGUUACAAAGGUGAUAUUAUCAACUACUUAUCUGGGCUAGAUUUGUCUAGCAACAAAUUGGUUGGUUGGAUCCCAAUGGAGAUCGGCAACAUGACAUGGCUUCAAGUAUUAAAUUUGUCCAACAACAUGUUGUAUGGCCCAAUACCUAAUACAUUGUCAAAGCUGACACAGAUUGAAAGUUUAGAUCUCUCACACAACAUGUUGGAAGGGAGCAUUCCUUCACAACUAGCAGAGUUGUAUUUCAUUGAAUCUUUCUCAGUGGCAUAUAACAACCUCUCUGGCCCAACACUUGGAAUGGUUGGACAAUUUAGCACAUUUGAUGAGAAAAGCUACGAGGGGAAUCCUUAUCUUUGUGGCCCUCCUUUGGUGAAGAGUUGCAAUAAUAUAUCAUCACCACAACAAAAUCAAGUUAAAGAUGAUCACAGAAAUGAAGAAACAAUGGAGCGCCUUAUAACCAUAGCAAUUUUUGCUUUGGGUUUCAUUAUGGGCUUCUGGGGAUGGGUGGCUCUACUACUUUUUAAGAGAAGUUGGCGGUAUUCUUUCUUUCUAACAGUGGAUGGGUACAUGGAGGAUAUCGUUGAUAUGGUUUGA